GACAGCUUUCUCCGUGGUAAGUGGGUAUGUUUAGGGAGUGGAACUGGUGAUAGGAAAUCAGCGUGGCUCGCGUCGCCAUUGCGUGUUAUAACUUGUUCCAGUGUGUGUGUUGCACCCUCGCCAUAUGUGCACGGUGUGAGCCUAGGAGUGUGUAUGUGCACGGUGUGAGCCGAGGAGUGCGUGCAUGUGCACGGUGUGAGCCUUGAAGUGUGUGUGCAUGGUUUGAGCAUCAGUGUGUGUGUGCGCGCGCGCACGGUGUCAGUCUGCGUGCAUUGUGUGAAUAUCUGUGUGUGUGCGUGCAUAUGUAUGUUUGUGUGUGUGUGUGUGCGCAUCAGAGUGUGCGUGUACGUUUGUGUGUGUGCACGGUGUGAGCAUCAGAGUGUGUGUUUGCAUGGUUUGAAUCUUGGUGUGCGUGUCUGCGGAGUGAAGCAGGGUUCAAUCAGCGCCCGUUCCUCCGAUGGUCAUACGGCCGCAGACUGACAGCCGCCUGGCCGCUGCCAACCUGCCUCCGGAGGAUUGGAGCCACUCUCCGGCGGCCGCGCCUCCUGUUCGGAUUCACAGCCAGAAAGCAGCUUAAAAUGAGGAAGCGCUUUUUACAAGAGACUGAAAAACGAGCGAGGCCUCGGCGGCUAUAGGCCGGGGAGUGAGCGCUGCCGCAUGGAUAAGCAGCCGGGACUGAAGCGGGACUGGACGAGAGCGGCGCGGGCUGCGGGUCCGUGUUUCCACGGGGAAACGCUCUAACCCCAGGACAGCGUCUCUUCAUGGGGCUUAGGUCGCCAGCGCCACUUUAUUCUUUUUAAUUUAUUUUAUAUGUCCAUGAUUUUUAAAAUUAUUUUUAUUUUUGCUGAAUUUUGAUCUGGAUCCAGCGUGUAUUUUGUUCAAUGGAAGUAUGUUACCAGCUGCCGGUGCUGCCCCUGGACAGGCCGGUCCCGAAGCACGUCCUCAGCCGGAGGGGGGCCAUCAGCUUCAGCUCCAGUUCGGCUCUCUUCGGUGCCCCCGAUCCCCGGCAGCUGUCACAGAGACGUGGGGCGAUCUCGUACGACAGCUCUGAUCAGACGGCGCUCUACAUCCGUAUGCUAGGGGCUUGUGUAAUAUUCAGACAGCUGUUUACAAGACCUUGUUGUUGGUGCCCUCUAGGAGAUGUGAGAGUGAGGAGCUGCAUCAGCCUCGAACCUGAGCGAAGGGGCUCUCACCCGUACCUGUGUGUUGAUUUCCGAAUUUUGCACUCCCGGCACGAUCCCGCCGCUCCUGCUUCUGCCUACAGUGUCCGGCGGCUGCUCAGCUUCCAGCGGUACCUGCACUCCUCCCGCCGCCUCCGCUGUGGCAGCGCCCCCCCUCACAUCCUUGACGAUGACUACGUGGGCCAAGCAAAGUGUAUGCUACAGAGAACUGGGAGCUGGAAUUUCGACAUUUUCCUCUUUGACAGAUUAACAAAUGGAAACAGCCUCGUCACCCUGACAUUUCAUUUAUUUCAUCAUUAUGGACUAAUUGAGCUCUUCCAAUUAGACAUGGUAAAACUUCGUAGAUUUUUAGUUAUGGUUCAGGAGGACUACCACAGCCAGAACCCCUACCACAAUGCUCUUCAUGCUGCUGACGUAACCCAGGCUAUGUACUGUUACCUGCAGGAGCCCAAGCUCUCAACGUCCCUCUCUGCCUGUGACAUCUUGCUGGGUCUCCUGGCAGCUGCCACUCACGACCUGGACCAUCCAGGAGUCAACCAGCCUUUCCUCAUCAAAACCAACCACCACUUAGCCGCAUUAUACAAGAAUACCUCAGUUCUGGAGAAUCAUCACUGGAGGUCUGCAGUCGGCCUACUCCGCGAGUCUGGGCUGUUUUCACACCUGCCUGCUGAAGAUGGACUGAACAUGGAGAAACAGCUGGGAUCCCUGAUCCUGGCCACAGAUAUCAGCAGACAGAAUGAGUACCUAACGAAGUUCAGGGAGCACUUGGAGAAGGACGACCUGUGCAUGGCUAACUCCAGCCACCGGCACUUUGUCCUGCAGAUGGCUCUCAAGUGUGCCGACAUCUGCAACCCCUGCAGACCGUGGGAACUGAGCAAACAGUGGAGCGAGAAGGUGACUGAGGAGUUCUUCCAUCAAGGUGAGAUUGAAAAGAGACACAGCCUGGAAGUCAGCCCCCUGUGCGACAGCCAGACCAACACCGUCGGCAGUAUUCAGACGGGCUUCAUGACGUACGUGGUGGAGCCGCUGUUCGCUGAGUGGGCCCGCUUCUCUGACACGCGCCUCUCCCGGACCAUGCUGGGAUACCUGGCCCUGAACAAGGCCGGCUGGAGCGGUGCGCUCCAGGAGCUGGGGGGGGGCCUGGAUGAGGGUACCGAGGCGUCCGCCGAAGAGCCCGACUCCACAGCAUUACCUCAGGGAAGUCAAAGGUCAUGACCCCCCCCAGAGCAGAGGGAGAGGGGGUGAGGGAUUAUACUGUUCUUGCUGCAGACAGCCCGUGGCCCCCCCUGUUUGAGUUGCACAUCUCCCACCCUGACAAACCACUGAUUUGAGGAAAAAAAAUUAACCCAUUAUUUUCUGAACAUAGAGCAAUACAUAGAUACCUCAUCUCACUUCCGCUGUGCCCUCAGUCAGCUUGUUUUAUUUAUUUAUUUGGUUUUGUUCCUUCAUGCUGUUCUGGCCUGACUAAUCUCACACGCUGAAAUUUAAUGGAGACCGAGAGGAAAUUUCUGUAGCGAAAGUGCCAUUUUAUUUUUAAUUGCUUUUGGAGGUGGUUUUGAAAAGUAUUCAGAGAAAAGGCUCACAGAGGUUUGAAGGAAUCUGCUGAUGCUUUUUAAACAAAGGGCCCAAUCUUUCUGCUGCCUCUGACUGUUUACAGUGUGUGUGUGUGUGUGUAUGUGUGCGUGCGAGAGAAACGUGAUAAAAAGGGAUCAUGCCUUUAUGCACAAGCCCACAGAACCACUAGGGAACUCUGACCCACGGAGAUGGAACAAACCGCAGAUCGCAGCUCCGACACGACAGCCAGUGGGACAGCGUCUCUGUGACGAAGCGCCAUGAUGACAGAGCCCGGGGGGUGAGGUUAUGGGAGAACGCGUAUGGGACCCCCACUAGCUGAAAACAGGCGUUUCUCAGGGACGUUUGCUUGUGGAUGUGACCUUUGACCUGGGCUGCUUUUGGAGCCGGUGACCGAAGGCACCAGAAGCUCACCGCGAAUGUGUGCGAUGACACGGUGACGCCAUGGCACAGCCACGACCGCCCUAACUAUGCACAAAGCUAAGUGACCAAACUAGCGCCUAACUUCACGACGUGCAUCUCGACUCUUAACCGUCUUCUCGUGAGCCUUCGUUGUGGAGCAGCAAACAUUCCAUAUGGCCAUCCGGUACCGUUGGUUCUGUACAGUAAUGCGGCGUUCUGGGUCUCUACUUGGUCUUUCACAUAACUGGUGCUUUAUUUCAUUUCAGCUAAUUUGUAUUUUUUUUCCCCUCUUAAGUGCUGUAAGACUGUUUUGAUGAAACUGUUUACAAUUUGUUGUUACAGCCAUUCGGGGGGG
Paramormyrops kingsleyae is the source of this 3510-nucleotide messenger RNA. The record is from RefSeq and is a predicted model, not a curated record. Lineage: Eukaryota; Metazoa; Chordata; Actinopteri; Osteoglossiformes; Mormyridae.